Molecule: messenger RNA, 519 nt
Organism: Dovyalis caffra
Lineage: Eukaryota; Viridiplantae; Streptophyta; Magnoliopsida; Malpighiales; Salicaceae
Source: the annotation of a GenBank genome assembly
AUGUCCGCACUAGUAUCGCUUCUCUCAAUCGGGGCUAAUCUAGCUCAAGCAAGGAUCCCGCCACCACCUUCUUUGGUUUCAACAAAAUCACCAACCUCUCAAGUUCUUGUAAAUUCAAAGUCACAUAAAAACGUGCCAAACACAAUACGGACAGUAGCUCCUAGCCUUGGAAAAAUACCUCCUAGUGGUGGCGCCGAGAGUGCGAGAGACGAAGAAAGACUUGCUCGUCACCUGGAGUGGAGACCGGAGAGUGAAGAACGACAGCAGAAGACUUGUGUUGAGAGUGCGAGAGACGAGAACGAGAGAGACCGAUUUUGCUCGUCGUCGGCAAGCUUGCUGGAAUUCCGGGCGGCGACCGUGGCUAACCGGCUGCCGCGUGACUUCGUCCGCCUCAAAAGGAAAGGAAAGACGAAAGAGGCGGCUAAGGGUAACUCGGGUCCAGGUAAGGGAGACGAGGAAAGGGAGAGUCGGAGGCGGAGAGGGAGGCAGAGAGCUACCGAGUGUCCGAGUGUGAGAUAG